AUGACUAACCCCCAAGAUAAUUCUAGCACUCCUCCACCAGUAUCCCCUUCUAAUACAUCCUCAUCUACACCCCCUAGUGAAACCCCAAAACCUAGGUUUCGUAGGCAGAAAAUGUUGGCCAGAAAAACUGUAGCUUCUGGAGCUCUAAGAAAAGUUCUAAAUGAGAAAUUGAAGGCUAUCCAUAGGAAGGAAAGUCCUACUCAAGAAUCUAACUCAAGCUCUGAGUCUGAAGCUUUUAUUUUUGCCAGCGAAAGUGAAGAACAUGGGCCAUCUGACACUGACAAAAUUCGAGAAGCCCUUGGUGAGGUAGGUUCUUGUGUGGUAUUCUCUACUGUGGUUGAAAAUGUAGAAAAUAUGUUUGUCUUGGUUGGUCCUUUCAAAGAUGUAAAGGGGGUUGAAUCUAGUAGAAGUGAAGGUGGCAACAAGUUAGGGGGAAGUGGUUCUGGGGAGGCGGCUGAAGGGCUUGUGCAUCUAAGCAAGAAACAAGAUGAACCUUGUUCAUCUGCUGAGGAAACACUAGCUGAUCUUCUAAAGAGGGUUGGGGCCAGUUAUGAUCCAAAGAAGUGUAAAGCUUCCACACAAAAGGCUCCAACUGCUUCCAAGCCAACAAAGAAAAGCAAAAUGUCAACCCCAAAACCUAAUGUACCUUCAGUAUUUAAGGGAAGAGCCACUAGAAGUAGGGUCAAACAAAGGGAAGCUGAGUUACAGAAAGCUCUGGAAGAAAGUAAGAAGAAAAGGAAGGAGAAGGGGAAAACAAAGGUUGCGGAAAGUUCUGAGGUUGCAGAAGAAGAAGAAGAAGAAGAAGAGAUGGAACUGGUUCAUCAAGAAAGGGGAACAACUGUGGAGGUUCCUACACCCAAACCAAAAAGGGUAAAGGCUUCUUCCAAGAAGUCUUCCUCUGAACCUGUAUGUGCUGAUCCCUCUUUAGCCAAAAGAACCACAUCUGCAGUAAAAGGUAAGCAGAUAAAAAUUACUGAGGAAGAAGAAGAAUGGAGUGGAGAAGAAGAAGAAAAGGAAUCUGAAAAGGAACAAGAUAGGUUUGCCAUCUUUGGCAGAAGAAAUUUUUUGAAAGGAAGACUGUUGAGAGACCUGGAUGAGCCAGGAAUGAGAAGACUGGUGGAUGUCCUAACUGCAUAA
Nicotiana tabacum (common tobacco) is the source of this 1137-nucleotide messenger RNA. The record is from RefSeq and is a predicted model, not a curated record. NCBI's taxonomy places the organism in Eukaryota, Viridiplantae, Streptophyta, Magnoliopsida, Solanales, Solanaceae.